Necator americanus (New World hookworm) is the source of this 450-nucleotide messenger RNA. RefSeq lists its product as uncharacterized. The record is from RefSeq and is a predicted model, not a curated record. NCBI's taxonomy places the organism in Eukaryota, Metazoa, Nematoda, Chromadorea, Rhabditida, Ancylostomatidae. The transcript is spliced from 4 exons. Bases 1 to 450 code for a protein of 149 amino acids.
AUGAAGGAAGCACUAAUGAACCAUGGAUUCAAGUUCCUUACCAUCGAAGAAUUGGGACAGAGGAAUCCCGUCUUUGAAUCCAAGAGUAAAGGUUCACGAGAUCCAGAGAUUGGUCUAAUUAAUUCCAAAAUUCCACCAGCGCCAGUAGGAAACGCGUAUGCGCCGCCGAAAAUCGUUCUCGGGAAGAAAGAAAGGAGAUGCCAUCCUCAAUGGCAACCUUUCGAUAAUCGAGUAAUGGUUGAUGAUGUCUCAUUCUCAAAACGUGCUGUGCUGAGAGCGACCGAGAUAGCGUUUGACGGAGACAAAUUAGUGCGAUAUCCAAGUGCACUGCUUGCUGCAUUCAGAGAAACAAGCGUUAGAGAUCGCCCGGUCAUCAGUUUCGAAAAGUACAGCAACUGCGGCGAUACUGACGAGAAGAAGGUAGGAGGCUGCACAAGAGCUUUGAAAUGA